AUGAGCUCCGCAGCGCGGCCACGAUGCUUCCUGGACAUUGCGUUCGACGGAAAGUCGGUCGGCAGAAUCGAGGUGGAGGUCCGGCCGGACGUGGCGCCGAAGACGGUGGAGAACUUUGUCGGCUUGUGCAAUGGGACGAGCUCGGGGCUGGGCUAUAAGGGCCUGACGCUGCACCGCAUCAUCCCCGGAUUCAUGGCGCAGGGCGGCAACUGCGGUAGUUCCAUCUUCGGGCAGCCGUUUCCCGACGAGAGCUUCGAACUGAGGCACAGCGGCAGAGGCGUUCUCUCCAUGGCGAAUCGCGGCCCCAACACAAACAACUGCCAGUUCUUCAUCUGUUUCACCGUGACACCCCACCUGGGUGGCAAGCACGUUACUGCGUUCUUCAACUGCUUCACUGCUACACCUCACCUGGAUCGUGUCGUCUUUGGGAAGGUGGUCAUAGACUGCCAGUUCUUCAUCUGCUUCACUGCUACGCCUCACCUGGAUGGCAAGCACGCCGCCUUUAAAAUGUUGAUUGCAGUUGGGGGGUGGCUGUGCGUUGGUGCUAUCACCUCACUUUUCAACCUCUUACUCCCCUUCCCCCUCCUUCUCCCUUCCUUCCCCCCAACCCCCUCAGACUGCCAGUUCUUCAUCUGCUUCACUGCUACGCCUCACCUGGACGGUGGUCACCAGGAAGGUGGUCGUAGAUGA
This is a messenger RNA of Closterium sp. Naga37s-1, 690 nucleotides long. NCBI's taxonomy places the organism in Eukaryota, Viridiplantae, Streptophyta, Zygnematophyceae, Desmidiales, Closteriaceae. The record is from the annotation of a GenBank genome assembly.